Bacidia gigantensis is the source of this 1020-nucleotide messenger RNA. RefSeq lists its product as uncharacterized. The record is from RefSeq and is a predicted model, not a curated record. Gene Ontology annotation, biological process: fungal-type cell wall organization. The transcript has a single exon. Lineage: Eukaryota; Fungi; Ascomycota; Lecanoromycetes; Lecanorales; Ramalinaceae. The coding region runs from base 1 to 1020 and encodes 339 amino acids. Gene Ontology annotation, cellular component: cell cortex of cell tip; plasma membrane.
AUGGGUAAAGCCGGUCGCUUUGCAUGUAUCUUCACGCCUAUGGCCCUGACCAUAGCCUCGUUGGUUUGCCUCGUUCUUGUCGGGCUGGGGGGCACCAACAGAGGCAACUCCACUUAUAACAAUCUCUACUUCUUUCGAGCGAAUACAUCAAAUAUUGACGUCGACCCGAGCUUGAUAAAUCUACCAAACAACACGAUUACAGACAAGAUCGUUGACGCCGCCACAGAUACAGCAAAGCAGGUGCUGGAUGUGAAAGACUUCUAUCAUAUCCAUCUAUGGAAUUAUUGCAAUGGAGACUUCAAGGGCAAUGAUGAUAACAGCUCACAACAUUCCUCUGAUCAUGUCGACUUUUGUUCGGCUCACACGAACCAAUUCUGGUUCAACCCUGUUGAGGUCUGGGGCCUAAACAACACAAACGUGGACAAACUGUUCAGCAAAGAGUUGCGUCACGGGCUCGAUGUCUACAAAACAACGACCAAAUGGAUGUUUAUCUGCUAUAUUGUAGCUCUGAUAUCCACCAUUGUUGAGAUUCUCGUGGGCUUUCUAGCUCUGUUCUCCCGCCUUGGUAGCCUUGCCACUACAAUCGUCUCGGCCAUAUCCUCCCUCUUCAUCAUCGGCUUCGCCCUGACCGCCACCAUCCUCUACAGCGUCCUAGCUGGUACGUUCAAUACAGCUCUCAACAAAUACAACAUUCAUGGCUCGCUGGGGAAGAACAUCUACGUCGCGACGUGGAUUGGUGUUGCCUUUUCCCUCGCAGCAGGGAUGUUCUGGCUGUUCAGCAGCUGCUGCUGCAGUGGACGCAGCGAUAAGAUCAAGGGAUAUGAUACCGAGAAUGCGAAGUCUGGGCAGAGGAGCGCGAGCUGGAAAUUGCCAGGGCGAAAGCAGCCUUAUGAGUACGAGAGAAUGGACAGCCCAUUUCAGGGCGGCAUGCCAUACAAUCAACAACAUGGUGCACAUCAGAUGAAUGACCUUGGCAAUGAGCGGAAGACGGCUUACGAGCCAUUCAGGCAUAAUGCCUAG